GAGGAUGUAUCCGCAUCCGCAUGUCAGUGGAAAUUAAACUAGGGUGACCAAACGUCCUCUUUUGCCCGGACAUGUCCUCUUAUUACGUGCCCUCCGGAGGGUCCGGCCGUGUUUCAUAAAUUCAUGAAAAUGUUCGUUUUUUAUGAUUUUUCACGGGACCAAUUUGAAGAGAAUCCCUCCGGCCGCUAGGGGGCAGCGCCUCCCUGCGUUGACAAGGCUCUUACUAGAAGGGGCGGGAGAAGGAGUAGAUCUUCUUCUUCUUUUUUGUUGGCAGUUUACCCUUUGUUUGAUGGGGAAUUACCACCAUCUACUGACGGUUUGGCGAGAGAUCAGACUACAGUACGGAGUUCAAUAAGGAGUUCUAAAAGACGUGGCGCCAUACACCUUUCUGAGAAACGCUUUGCACAACAAGUUUUCCAAACACGCCCUGCGAAUGACGUCUCUCAGUGAAGAGAAUCCAAUUUCACACUGGAUUGACGCCCCGUGGCAACUUUCUGGAGAUUGUUUGGACACGUUUUACCCGUUGAUCCCGUUGGGUAGGCGGCGGCGAGCCGCGCAACACGACGCUCCCUGAAUGGCCGACGGCGGGAAGGACCUUCCCGCGCCUCAACCGGAAGAUUGCCAGGCCUCGAGCCAGCUGCUGGACCGACGCGUCUGGCACAGAGACGCAGCCCGCCGAUGGAUGCCAGUGUUGUUUGCGGGCUCGUGCCUGGUGUACUGCGCCCGCAUGACCAUGCCUGUGUGCGCGGUGGCCAUGGCGGCCGACUUCGGCUGGAACAAGAUCCACACGGGCGUAGCGCUGGGCGCCUUCUUUUGGGGAUACUCCUGCACGCAGAUCUUGGGAGGUCACGCCAGUGACAUAAUUGGAGGCGAACGAAUGAUAUUCCUGUCAGCCGCGUCGUGGGCGUUAGUGACGGCGGCCACGCCCCUUCUGGCCCGCCUUGGCUCGCACACCUUGGCUCUCAUGACCAUGGCCAGAGUCCUCAUGGGAAUGCUGCAAGGCGUCUUCUUCCCAUCCUUGGUUAGUCUGGUAGCCCGACGUUCACCGGAAGGGCAAAAGAGCUUCUUGACUAGCAUCUCACAAAGCGGGAGCUCUUUGGGAAUCUUGCUUGCGGGCGUGCUGGGCUCCAUCAUGUUGGAGCGCUACGGUUGGGAAAGCGUCUUCUAUGCCGUGGCCUCGCUGUCCGCGCUCUGGGCGCUGCUCGUCUGGCGCCGUUUCCUCAAAGGCAGGCUUCUUUGCGAAAGAAGACAGGACUCCAGGUCCGAGAGUUUCUCCUGCACGCGUCUGUUGAACCUCCUAAGGAAACCCUGUGUCUGUGCUGCGGUGUUUGCUCACAUGUGCACGUGCGGCACCUCCUUCACACUACUGUCGUGGAUGCCCACCUACUUCAGCCAAGAAUACCCCCAUGCCACGACGUGGCAGUACAACGUCUUCCCUUGGGCGGCCGCCAUUCCGGUCGCUCUCUGCAGCGGACGUCUUUCCGAUUGGCUCAUCGGCCGAGGCUUCGGCGUGGCCUUUGUCAGAAAGUCCAUGCAGUUCAUCGCAAUGGGCGUGUCCAGCGCUUUUGUCCUGCCGCUGUCCACCGAGGUGUCUUUUCCUAUGGCCGUCGCCUGUAUUUCCGCCGCCAUGGUCGCGCUCUCCUUCACCACCUGCGGCGUCUCCGUCAAUGUGCAGGAUCUCGCGCCUACAAGUGCCGGAGCCCUCUAUGGUGUGAUGAAUACGCUAGGCGCUUUCACUGGUCUGCUAAUGGUGUCGCUGUCCGGCUACGCCGUCGAGGUGACCCGGUCGUGGGCGUCUGUCUUCACCCUGGUGGUCUCGGUCCACACGGCGGGACUGGCCGUCUUCGUCUACUUUGGAGAUGCUCGACCCGUGGACGUGGUCCAGGAGUCGGACUCCUCACCUCUCCUGUCAUUUGAAAAAGUGCAAGGACACUAAAAUUUGGACAUUUUCGACUUACUGUUCCCUAAAAGGGAUGGACAACUCUUUAAUGUACUUGGUUGGGUCAGAAAUUAAGUACUGUAUGUAUAUGUAAUAAUAAUAAAUCUUGCCAUAUAAUUGGUUGUUUUUGUUCAUGUUGAUUAUGGGGCAUUUUGAGCUCAUUUCCUGUUUAUAACUGGUCACGUCCUGUUAAUUUGGGGGGUUAUUUUGGGGUCACCUCCUGUUAUCGGGUCACUUCCUGUUGAUUAUGAGGCAUUUGAUUUCAGGGUCACUUCCUGUUCAUUGGUCACUUCCCGUUGAUUAUGGGGCAUUUUAGGGUCACUUCCUGUUGAUUUGUCAUCGCGUCACUUUUACUGAUCUGGGUUCAUAUUUUGUUCUCCUGUUGAUAUCUGGUCACUUCCUGUUGAUUUGUGGUCAUUUUGAGGUCACUUCCGGUUGAUUUUUGGGAAUUUCUUGGUCACAUCUUGUUUAUAUCAGGUCACUUCCUGUUUAUUUGUGGUCAUUUUGCGGUCACUUCCUGUUGCUUUUGGGGAAUUUUGGGUCAUUCCUGUUGUUAUCUGGUCCCUUUUGGAUCUGGGGUCAUAUCUCAUUCACUUCCUUUUGAUAUAUGGUCACUUCCUGUUUAUUUGAGGAA
This is a messenger RNA of Corythoichthys intestinalis (scribbled pipefish), 2573 nucleotides long. RefSeq names its product solute carrier family 17 member 9-like. Lineage: Eukaryota; Metazoa; Chordata; Actinopteri; Syngnathiformes; Syngnathidae. Gene Ontology annotation, biological process: transmembrane transport. The record is from RefSeq and is a predicted model, not a curated record. Gene Ontology annotation, molecular function: transmembrane transporter activity. The coding region runs from base 575 to 1936 and encodes 453 amino acids. The transcript has 13 exons.